This is a messenger RNA of Suncus etruscus (white-toothed pygmy shrew), 900 nucleotides long. RefSeq names its product POP7 homolog, ribonuclease P/MRP subunit (gene POP7). The record is from RefSeq and is a predicted model, not a curated record. Lineage: Eukaryota; Metazoa; Chordata; Mammalia; Eulipotyphla; Soricidae. Gene Ontology annotation, cellular component: nucleus; ribonuclease MRP complex; nucleolar ribonuclease P complex. Gene Ontology annotation, molecular function: nucleic acid binding. Bases 92 to 514 code for a protein of 140 amino acids. The transcript has 2 exons. Gene Ontology annotation, biological process: tRNA 5'-leader removal.
GACGGUUCGCGUCCCGCUCUCCCCUCUCCGGGACGCAGGUGACCCUUUCUCUUCGGGUCGACUGGACGCGGAGUGCGCGGUGGAGAGCGACAUGGCAGAAAACCGAGAGCCCCGUGGGGCCGUGGAGGCCGAGCUGGACCCCGUGGAGUACACCCUGCGAAAGCGGCUGCCGCACCGCCUGCCCCGCAGGCCCAAUGACAUCUAUGUCAACAUGAAGACUGACUUCAAGGCCCAGUUGGCGCGCUGCCAGAAGCUGCUGGACGGAGGGGCGCGGGGUCAGAACGGCUGCUCCGAGAUCUACAUCCAUGGCCUGGGCCUGGCCAUCAACCGUGCCAUCAACAUCGCCCUCCAGCUGCAGGCGGGCAGCUUCGGCUCCCUGCAGGUGGCCGCCAACACGUCCACCGUGGAGCUGGUGGACGAGCUGGAAACGGAGAGCGAUGCCAGAGAGCCGCUCACGCGCAACCGCAAUAACUCGGCCAUCCACAUCCGCGUCUUCAGGGUCACCCCCAAGUAACCCAAAGGGUGGCUGGUCAACCCUCAGUGACAGGGCCCCAAGAGUCCGCAGCUCCAGGACUCUGAAUCUGGGGCAGAAGGGAUUUGGUCACACCUGGCGAUGCUCAGGCCUCUCUCCUGACUCUGCUCUGAUCACAGGAGGUCACUCUUGGCGGAUUUGGGAAAAUAUAUGGGGUGCAGGAUAUGGAACACAUGUCUGCGGAUUUGGGGAAAUAUAUGGGGUGCAGGAUAUGGAACACAUGUCUGUCCUUGUUCUCGCUACUAUUUCUUCUCUCCAGCCCCCAAGGACUCUUGAAUUGGGGAGGGCACAAGGGCGGGGAAGGGGUGAUGUUGUCUAUGUUCAGUUAUAGUUGUCUUAGACAAUAAAGAGUAGUUAGUUGUGGUGUU